UCAGAACCCGCUCUUAAAAGCAAAAUACUAGACUCUCACUUGACCCUGGGAAGAAGCUCCGGCAACAGGUAUACUAAAACAACUUGGCGGAAGAAUCGGAAGUGAGAUUGAGGGUGCCAUCUCUCCUGCGACAGUGAAAAUGGAUAACAUAGUAAGGGAAUCGUCUACUGACAUGGAGGCAGCUACGUGUUUCUCUGAUGAAGACAAAAAUCCUUUCAUCAUCACUAGAACUAAGGACGCUACCAUCGAACGGCUCAGGCGUUGGAGACUUGGCGAAAGAAUCGGAAGUGAGAUUGAGGGUGCCAUCUCUCCUGCGACAGUGAAAAUGGAUAACAUAGUAAGGGAAUCGUCUACUGACAUGGAGGCAGGUACGUGUGUCUCUGAUGACGACAAAAAUCCUUUCAUCAUCACUAGAACUAAGGACACUACCAUCGAACGGCUCAGGCGUUGGAGACUUGGCGAAAGAAUCGGAAGUGAGAUUGAGGGUGCCAUCUCUCCUGCGACAGUGAAAAUGGAUAACAUAGUAAGGGAAUCGUCUACUGACAUGGAGGCAGGUACGUGUGUCUCUGAUGACGACAAAAAUCCUUUCAUCAUCACUAGAACUAAGGACACUACCAUCGAACGGCUCAGGCGUUGGAGACAAGAAGCCCUUGUGUUAAAUCCCUCUCGUCGAUUCCGGUACACAUUGGAUCUUAAGAAGGAAGAGGAGAAGAAAGAAUCAUUGAGGAAAAUUAGAGCACAUGUGGAACGCUUACGAGAUAAAAUUCGCUUCCAGGAAGGUAUUCCACAAGGCACUGGUGAAUCACCACAAUUUUCUUUAGUUCCGAAUGGUGAUUUUCCAAUUGGGCAAGAACAACUUACUUCAUUGACAAGGGAUCAUAAUAUUUCGGCCCUACGACAAUGCGGGGGGGUUAAAGGGCUAUCUGAUUUGUUAAAAACAAAUUUAGAGAAGGGGAUUAAUGGUGAUGAUGCAGACUUGCUGAAACGAAGGAAUGUAUUUGGAUCAAACACUUAUCCUAAGAAAAAGGGAAGAAGUUUUUGGAUGUUCCUCUGGGAUGCAUGGCAAGAUCUGACUUUGAUCAUAUUGAUGGUAGCUGCGGUGGCUUCUUUGGCACUUGGCAUAAAGACAGAGGGUAUUAAGGAAGGAUGGUGUGAUGGAGCGAGCAUUGCCUUUGCAGUUAUUCUAAUUAUUGCUGUGACAGCUAUAAGUGAUUAUCGACAAUCUCUUCAAUUCCAAAACCUUAAUGAGGAGAAGCGAAACAUACAUAUGGAGGUCAUUAGAGGCGGUAGAAGAAUAGAAGCCUCAAUAUAUGAUAUCGUUGUUGGUGAUGUUGUGCCCCUCAACAUUGGUGAUCAAGUCCCCGCUGAUGGAAUUGUAAUUUCUGCUCACUCGUUUUACAUUGAUGAAUCUAGCAUGACUGGAGAGAGCAAGAUUGUUCACAAGGACUCAAAGGAUCCAUUUCUGAUGUCUGGCUGCAAGGUUGCAGAUGGCAAUGGUGUCAUGCUUGUAACCAGUGUUGGGACUAAUACUGAAUGGGGAGUGCUCAUGGCUAGCAUUUCAGAGGACACUGGUGAAGAAACACCUCUGCAGGUACGCCUAAAUGGGGUUGCAACUUUUAUUGGGAUUGUUGGGCUCACAGUGGCCUUCAUAGUCUUUUUUGUCCUUUUAGCUAGAUACUUUUCUGGCCAUACCAAAAAUGAAGGUGGAAUCACUCAGUUUAUAACAGGAAGGACCCGUGUUGGUGAUGCUGUAGAUGUAGCCAUUAUAAUUUUGACUAUUGGCGUGGCUAUUGUUAUAGUUGCAGUUCCUGAAGAGCUUCCCCUGGCUGUUACCUUAACACUUGCCUAUUCAAUGAGGAAAAUGAUGGCAGACAAAGCACUGGUGAGAAGGCUUUCUGCCUGUGAGACAAUGGGCUCAGCCACAACUAUUUGCAGUGAUAAGACCGGAACUCUAACUUUGAAUGAGAUGACAGUUGUUGAAGCUUAUGUUGGUGAGAAGAAAAUCGAUUCUCUGGAUGGCAAUCAGUUGCCUCCUAUGCUGACCUCAUUACUUAUUGAAGGCAUUGCACAAAAUACAACUGGCAGUAUCUAUGUGCCUGCACAGGGUGAUGCAGAUGUAGAGGUUUCUGGAUCACCAACAGAAAGGGCAAUUCUUUAUUGGGGAAUUAAGCUUGGGAUGAACUUUGAAGCUGUUAGAUCUGAGUCUUCUGUUAUUCAAGUUUUCCCAUUCAACUCUCAGAGAAAACGGAGUGGAGUUGCUUUGCAAUUGCCUAAUUCUGAAGUUCACAUACACUGGAAAGGAGCUGCUGAAAUAGUUUUGGCGUCGUGCACUCAGUACAUUGACUCAAAUGAUUGUUUGGUAGCCAUGGAUGAAGAAAAGGUGAACUUUUUUAAGAAUGCUAUUGAAGAUAUGGCUUCUCGUAGUUUACGUUGUGUUGCAAUUGCAUAUACAAAAUAUUAUAGGCAAAGUGUUCCAGUGGAUGAGGAGCAACUUUCUCAGUGGGUAUUGCCGGAAGAUGACCUUGUUUUGCUGGCUAUUGUGGGUUUAAAGGAUCCAUGUCGUCCCAAUGUCAAAGAUGCAGUACAACUAUGCCAGAUUGCUGGUGUAAAGGUGCGCAUGGUGACAGGUGAUAAUAUUAAAACUGCAAGAGCAAUUGCUUUGGAAUGUGGAAUGUUAACUUCAGAGAUGGAUGCUACUGAACCUAAUAUUAUUGAGGGAAAAAAUUUUCGUGCCUUGUCAGUUGCACAAAGAGAAGAAAUUGCUGAGAAGAUUUCAGUAAUGGGACGUUCUUCUCCCAGUGAUAAACUACUACUUGUGCAAGCAUUGAGAAAGAGGGGACAUGUUGUUGCUGUAACUGGAGAUGGUACUAAUGAUGCUCCUGCACUACAUGAGGCAGAUAUCGGUCUUGCAAUGGGUAUUCAAGGGACAGAAGUCGCCAAGGAGGGCUCAGAUAUCAUUAUCUUGGACGAUAAUUUUGCUUCAGUUGUAAAGGUCGUGAGAUGGGGCCGGUCAGUCUAUGCAAAUAUCCGGAAAUUCAUGCAGUUUCAACAUACUGUUAAUGUCGCAGCUCUUAUUAUUAAUUUCGUGGCUGCAGUUUCCUCAGGUGAUGUUCCCCUAAAUGCAGUACAGCUUCUUUGGAUUAACCUUAUCAUGGAUACACUUGGAGUCCUAGCAUUGGCUACUGAACCACCAACAGAUCACCUGAUGCAAAGGCCCCCAAUUCGUCGAAGUGAACCACUUAUAACUAACAUAAUGUGGAGGAACCUUAUAAUACAGGCUAUCUAUCAAUUGAGCGUUCUGCUCCUAUUAAACUUUGAAGGAAAGAAUUUACUUAAUUUGGAGGAGGAUGAUCGGAACCAUGCUAACAAAGUAAAAAAUACACUGAUUUUCAAUUCUUUUGUCCUUUGUCAGAUCUUUAAUGAAUUUAAUGCUCGAAAGCCAGAUGAAAAGAAUAUUUUCAGAGGUAUUACUAAAAACCAUAUUUUCAUGGGUAUAGUGACACUAACCAUCGUACUUCAGAUAAUCAUCAUUGAGUUUCUUGGGAAGUUUGCUAAAACUGUCAAGCUCAACUGGAAACAGUGGGUCAUCUCAGUUGUUAUUGGUCUUAUCAGUUGGCCCCUUGCCUUUAUUGGGAAAUUUAUUCCUGUACCAGAUACUCCGAUCAGUAACUUGUUCAAAAGAAGACGUCUACAAAGAAAUUCUCAAUUAAUCAACUAAAAGUGAAUAUACUAGCCUUGCUGAAACCUAUCUCACUCGGCACACCGGUUCAACUUAAAUUUUACGAGUUUCAACCCAUACAAAAGCAUUGUAAUUAGUUUGUUUUUGGUUUACUGAGCUUGUUUACAUAUUCUAACAAGGAUGGUUAUUCUGAUGGGUACUUUACUGACAUUAAGGAAAAAGAAACUGUAGUUCAGGGAAAUACAUCAUGUGGAAAUCACACCGAGCACAACAUAUAUACAAGAGAAAUUGAUUGCUUUAUGUACAA
This is a messenger RNA of Mangifera indica (mango), 3986 nucleotides long. Its product is annotated as calcium-transporting ATPase 8, plasma membrane-type-like. The record is from RefSeq and is a predicted model, not a curated record. Gene Ontology annotation, molecular function: ATP hydrolysis activity; ATP binding; calmodulin binding. The transcript is spliced from 37 exons. Gene Ontology annotation, biological process: calcium ion transmembrane transport. The coding region runs from base 140 to 3718 and encodes 1192 amino acids. Gene Ontology annotation, cellular component: membrane; intracellular membrane-bounded organelle. NCBI's taxonomy places the organism in Eukaryota, Viridiplantae, Streptophyta, Magnoliopsida, Sapindales, Anacardiaceae.